This is a messenger RNA of Rotaria sordida, 1947 nucleotides long. Lineage: Eukaryota; Metazoa; Rotifera; Eurotatoria; Philodinida; Philodinidae. The record is from the annotation of a GenBank genome assembly.
AUGAAUAAACAAACAAUUGAUACUUCAUCUUCAGACCAACAAUAUAAUCAAAUUAUAGUAAAUACAUCUGAAGAUUUAUUAAUCGACAACAGUACAAUCGAUGACUCGGAAAGAGAAACUCAACCUUUAUUAGAUGAAUAUAAAGUAGAACAAUCUUCAUCAGGUUUUAUUGUAUGUUCAAAUUUACCUGCACGUUAUGCCCUUGCUAUGUGGGCUUUCUUUGGUUUCUUUUGUUUAUAUGCAAUGCGAGUUAAUUUAUCUGUAGCUAUUGUUGCUAUGGUAGCACCACAAAGUGCAUUAAAUCAAUCAAUUGAAGCAUGUCCAACAGUCGAAAAAAAUUCAACAAAACCUAUACCAAAAUAUGAAUUUGAUUGGGAUCAGGCUUGCCAAAUCGAAAUUUUGGAAAUCAGGAGAAAUUUAGCAGAGAAAUUUGGUGCGAAAUGGAUAUUUGGUGGAGGAAUAUUUAUAGCUAGUAUUCUAACACUUUUAACACCAGUUGCAGCUCGUAUUCAUUAUAAACUAUUCAUUGCUCUUAGAGUAAUAAUGGGUAUGGCUUCUGGUCCAGUAUUUCCAUCGGCAGCAGCUCUCUGGGGCAAAUGGAUACCAGCAUCUGAACGUAGUACUGUUCCACCGACAUCUCAGAGUGGUAGUGAUAUGGGUAUAGUAUUUACAACGCCACUAAUUAGUAUAAUGACUCAAAAUGGAUUUCUUGGUGGAUGGCCAUCAGGAUUUUAUGUUUUUGGUAUUAUUUCAUGUAUAUGGUUUAUUUGUUGGUGUUUUUUUGGUUUUAAUUCUCCAAAUGAACAUCCACGUAUUUUAAACAAAGAACGUCUUUUUCUUAAUAAACAUAUACCGCCACGUCCACCAAAACACCAAGCUACACCAUGGAAGAAAAUUGCUUGCUGUCCAUCUGUUUAUGCUAUUGCUAUAAUGCAUAUUUGUUGUAAUUUUAUUUAUUAUACAUUAUUAACAUCAUUACCGACUUAUUUUUCUACUAUACUUAAGUUUGAUUUACAACAGAAUGGUUUUAUUUUUGCUUUACCUUAUUUUGUACAAUCUUUAACAACAAUUAUCGUUGGUCGAAUAAUUGAUCGCAGGAUAUGUUCUAUAACAACACUUCGAAAAAUACAAACAAUUAUUGGUGCUAUUGGUACAUGUGGAUUUUUAAUGGCUAUUGGUUAUAUGGGAUGUAAUCAGCUUCGUGCUGUUCUUUGUUGUAUUCUUGCUGUUGGUUUUCUUGGUUUUCAUACAUGUGGUGCACUUAUUUCGCAGCUUGAUGUUGCAUCAAAUUAUGCCGGAACACUUGUUGGUAUUACAAAUUCAUUAGCAACAAUACCUGGUUUUGUUGGUCCAUAUGUUGUUGGAGCUAUUACAAAAGAUAAUCAAACAGUUAAAGCUUGGCGUCUUAUAUUUAAUAUUUCAGCAGGUAUUGGUGCUUUUGGUAGUCUUGUUUAUUGUAUUUUCUUCAAUGAUUUUCGUUAUGUUAACCGUCGUUGGUAUUUAACACGAUGGCAACAAACACAUAAAGUUAAACCAAAUUUUAUUGCUAUUAAUCGAAGUAAUGAGUGUGUUGUUACAUGUGAUGAUGCACCAGAUUAUCGUGGUGCUGUUUAUGUUUUUGAUAAAAUGGGUUAUAUAAAAAAAAUUUAUGAUCAUGAAUCACGUAAUAAACCUCCAAAUGCUGAAGCAAAAUUAAAUGUUCCACAUGGCAUAUUAGUUGAUGAUGAGGGUAAUUGGUUAGCAUUAUGUUAUUCAGAUCCAGAAUCAUGUUGGAUUGAAAGAAGAUAUAAACCACAUCAACAUGAAGAUCAUGAAAUAAUAACAUAUUGGCGAAAUAAAGAAUUAAAAGGUCCUAGUGCAUUAGCUAUUAAACGUGAUCAAACAUUGAUUAUUGGUGAUCGAGAUGAAAAUGCAAUUUGUUUUUUUAAACAAAUCAAACCCAAGUGA